Messenger RNA from Bradysia coprophila, 1413 nucleotides. RefSeq names its product transcription factor IIB (gene TfIIB). Lineage: Eukaryota; Metazoa; Arthropoda; Insecta; Diptera; Sciaridae. Gene Ontology annotation, cellular component: nucleus; transcription preinitiation complex. Gene Ontology annotation, molecular function: RNA polymerase II general transcription initiation factor activity; TBP-class protein binding. Gene Ontology annotation, biological process: transcription preinitiation complex assembly; transcription initiation at RNA polymerase II promoter. The record is from RefSeq and is a predicted model, not a curated record.
CGCAUCCAACUUCAUUGCUAUGUCGCUUAUCUCGAUUCUGUUUUAGUUUAGUGGAAGUAACAUUGUUUAUUUUUACUGCAAAAGAAUUGUUUUUCCACCAGAAUUAACAACAUUUCCAUCAUUCAAACAAUCAAAACACCAUGGCCAGCACAUCAAGACAUGACAUGUCCAACAAAGUGUGCUGCUAUGCACAUCCCGACUCACCUCUGAUUGAAGACUACCGUGCCGGCGACAUGAUAUGCUCCGAAUGUGGAUUAGUGGUUGGCGAUCGCGUCAUUGAUGUGGGCUCGGAAUGGCGUACUUUCAGUAACGAAAAGUCUGGUGUGGAUCCGUCUCGUGUUGGUGGUCCGGAGAAUCCGCUUUUGAGCGGUGGCGAUUUGUCAACGAUGAUUGGCCCAGGAACUGGACCGGCGUCAUUCGAUGCGUUUGGAACGGCAAAAUAUCAAAACAGACGUACGAUGAGCAGUUCGGAUCGGGCUCUUAUCGCUGCAUUCAAAGAAAUUUCUACAAUGGCCGACAGAAUCAAUCUGCCGAAGACGAUCGUUGACAGAGCAAACAAUUUAUUCAAACAGGUACACGACGGUAAAAACUUAAAGGGUCGAUCGAACGAUGCCAAGGCCUCUGCGUGUCUGUACAUUGCCUGCCGGCAAGAGGGCGUUCCGCGUACCUUCAAAGAAAUCUGUGCAAUCAGCAAGAUAAGUAAAAAGGAAAUCGGACGAUGUUUCAAGUUAACACUGAAUGCUCUCGCAACAUCGGUGGACUUGAUAACAACGGCAGACUUUAUGUCUCGUUUCUGUGCUAAUUUGGAUCUACCGAAUAUGGUGCAACGAGCUGCAACUCAUAUCGCUCGCAAAGCCGUCGAAAUGGACAUUGUGCCUGGUCGGUCGCCCAUUUCUGUGGCAGCAGCCGCCAUUUACAUGGCAUCACAGGCGUCCGAACACAAACGAAGCCAAAAGGAAAUUGGUGACAUUGCCGGUGUAGCUGAUGUUACCAUUCGUCAAUCGUACAAAUUAAUGUAUCCGCACGCUGACAAAUUGUUCCCCGAAGACUUUAAGUUCACCACGCCGAUUGAAAUGUUGCCGCAAAUGUAGAGAAUUGGAGAGAGGAAGAGAGGACGAGUGAUUUUCCGUUAUUCGAGUGUAAUGAGAGUAAAUUUACAGAUUUACAAUUCGUUUGUUAUCUAUAUCACGUAUACUAUACAGACGAAGAAGAACGUUAGUUGUGUAAUGGAUGUUUUGAUUUUUUUUUUGUUUCGAAGAAUGUGUUGCCACACAAUGCAACGAUAAAUUAGUUUAGGGCUUCUCUCUCAAGGACAUUGAUCCGUAAAUUAAUUUUGAAAUCGAAUUUUGAGAAGUGACAAAACAUUAAUCACUAGCUUAAGUACAAAUCCAUCGAGAUAAAUAUCAUCUUCUU